AGGAGCUGUCGCUCGGGCGGGGGCGGUGCGGCCGGAUGUUGCUGCGUGGGGCGCGCGGCUUGGCGGGGGCGCGCCGGAGGGAGCCCCCGGACGGUGCCAGCAGCUGCGGGGGGGUGCUCAAGGAAGGCGCCGCGCACCCCCACCCCACCAACACCUCCCCCCUUCGGGAACUUUCGGACACCCCAGUAAAGGCCGGCGCCACCUCAGACACCCCGGAGAGCCAUGGCAGGAUGGACACCCCCCAGGGCGAGGGGGGGGUCCGUCCUGCCGACCCCCCGACCCCCCCACCGCCCACCCACUGCUGCGGGACCGGGUGCCCCAAUUGCGUCUGGGUGGGGUACGUGGAGGAGCUGCUGGAGCGGUACCGGGACGGCGGCGAACGGGCUUUGGCGGCCGUGGAGGAGCAGGUGGAGGACGAGAACGUUAAAAUGAUCCUCAAGAUGGAGAUCAGGCUGCGCAUGAAGAAAGACUGAGCUUCCCCCCAAAAACGGCGGGUGAUACCCCGCCCCCCCGCCGGGCGCCUCUGCUCUGGGCCGGGUGGUGGAAUGCGGAAUGAUUUAAAGUAUUUAUUUGUGUGUGUUGAGCUCUGGGGGUGGUCUGAGCCCCCCCCCCAGGGACCUGCGCAGCGCCGAGCACGGGAUCCCAUCUGAAUUUCAAUACAGGAGGUGCCCAGC
Tyto alba (common barn owl) is the source of this 674-nucleotide messenger RNA. RefSeq names its product oxidoreductase like domain containing 1 (gene OXLD1). NCBI's taxonomy places the organism in Eukaryota, Metazoa, Chordata, Aves, Strigiformes, Tytonidae. Gene Ontology annotation, cellular component: mitochondrion. The record is from RefSeq and is a predicted model, not a curated record. The transcript is spliced from 2 exons. Bases 36 to 473 code for a protein of 145 amino acids.